GGCAUUUGCUCCCCCCUUUUUUAUUUUAUUUUAUUUUACAAAUGACAACGAUAUUGCCUCCAUUGAAAAUUGUCUAUUAUACCACUUGGUUUAAUUCUCAAAAAUUCAGUGAAGAUUUAAAAUAUGGUCGCGACUGUCCUUUGCCUGAAGGAUAUGCUAUUGAUUAUAGCAAAUCAGAUACAGAUGCAUGGUGUACACUCACAAGUUCUCAUGACGAUCUAGAUACUGCUGCUGGUCUCAUGUUCCAUGCGGUGGAUGCUGUCUCUACACAUAUGCCUCUGCGUAAGUUAGUAUGUUGAUGAUCCAUCAUAUCAAUCAAGAGUAUAGAUAAGCCCAAUCAGCCAUGGAUAUUAGAAUCAUUAGAGACACCCAAUUCAAGCCCCUUUCGAGCAAACACUUAUUCCAUGAGCCAAUAUCAGUAUUUAGCAUCUUAUAAUUUUAAAGCAGCCUUCUUGUUUUCUUAUUUCUCACCUGGUAUUAUGGAUAUAGCCAAUCGACCUUUGCCCAAGGAUUUCAUCAAGACCAAGACAAAAUCAGCGCCUAUUUUAUGGAUUGCUAGAAAUUGCCAUGCCACUAAUGGAAGAGAGAAAUACAUUGAGAAAUUAAUGGAGUAUGUGGAUGUACAUAGUUAUGGUUCUUGUUUAAAUAAUAAGCCAUUCCCCGACAAUAAGUCUCGUAUGGAUCUAUUGGGCGAAUACAAGUUUUAUUUGUCUAUUGAGAAUUCAAACUGUGAUGAUUAUGCCACUGAAAAACUAUUUGAUACGAUGAUGAUGUCUUCUGUGCCUAUUGUAGAUGGCCCACCUACGUAUGAUGGUUAUAUACCCAACAAUCGCUCUGUGAUUUAUAUGGAUGCUUAUCCUGAUCCCAAGGAUUUAGCAGACUAUAUUCAGUAUCUACACAACAAUGAUACAGCCUAUUUAGAAUAUUUAGCCUAUAGAACGCACGCCUUAGACAUGGCACCCAAAGAUCGAUUGGAUCCUGACUUUAUAAGCAAUUGGAGUGAUCCUUCUUUCCAUCAACAGAGAAGUAACUACUGUGCUGUCUGUCGUGGCAUGUUGCCUUGGUGGGCCUAUCAUUCCGACCCUCAUCAGACAGAGACUUACAAAGAUCCUGAUCAAGAAGACUAUGUGCUUGUAGACCAAUCGUGUGCUGCCCCUGGUAAAUGGAAUUAUAUCUUGGAUGGACCUCCUUAUCAUCCACCAUGGACACCUCGACCCAGAGAUGAAUUUACUCGGCCAGGAACUGUAAUACCCGAGACAACCCCAUUGCCCGAGGCAACCUCAUUGCCCGAGACAGAUCACCAUUCAUCUGUCUUGAUAGCCAAUCUCUUGUUUGUCUUGUUCUUUUUUAUGUUUCUAGGUGUCUUGUUUCGACUGUCCAAGAAAGAAUCAAGCCAAUUGCCUGUAUAAGAAAAAAAAAAAAGAGAGCGAGCGGGGGGUAUAUCAUUUAUUAUAAUAAGACAAAGAUUCAAU
This is a messenger RNA of Gilbertella persicaria, 1472 nucleotides long. RefSeq lists its product as uncharacterized. The transcript is spliced from 3 exons. Gene Ontology annotation, cellular component: membrane. The coding region runs from base 405 to 1409 and encodes 334 amino acids. Lineage: Eukaryota; Fungi; Mucoromycota; Mucoromycetes; Mucorales; Choanephoraceae. The record is from RefSeq and is a predicted model, not a curated record. Gene Ontology annotation, molecular function: alpha-(1->3)-fucosyltransferase activity.